UUAGAAUUAUAUCAUUAGUAUGCUAAAAUAAAUGUGAGAAAAAGUUUAUGAAUUAUUUUACCUUGGGAAAUUAGAAAUUGCAGUUAAUUAUGCUAAUUUAUCUUCUGACAGGCUGGUGAGACAGAUAUAAACAAGAAUGGAGAAAUUAAACUGGAAGCGAUGGCUCUUCAUAUGUUCCACUGUAUGUGUGAUUGUGAUUGGUGGGGCCUUUCUAUAUGUGUAUCUCUCUCACAACCUGAAUAAGUCGGAAACUAAAAACGAAGCCAAAAUGGACACACUACAAAGCAGGAGAGCUUCUUACAUGCAUGGGCCUGAAGCAAUGAACCAUGUUCAAAGUAAUGAAACAUGGACAGGGAUAGAGCCCAUGACGCUGACAGACUCGCUCAGGCGGCAAAGCGAUAUAGAAUUGCUUUCCAACAGCCGUGUUACUACAACACUAACAGUUAAAAACGGGGGCCCAUAUGGAUUAUGGUUUACACCGCAAUUUUGCCCAGAAGGAACGUUUGCAAAUGGAUUUAAUAUGAAAUACCAACACCGUAAUGGACCUGACGCCGACAAUACUGCACUGAACGCUAUUAGUCUUCAGUGUGCCGACAAGAACGGUGUACAGCAAAAGUUACACAGACCUAUACAGUCCGCGGCAGGUCAUAGAGGUCAAUGGACUAGAGAUAAUUUCUGUCCAAAGGGAAAAGAUGCUCCUCUAUUCUUGCAGAGAUUUGCCCUUAGGGUGCAAACAAAGAAACAAACUGGGGAUGACACCAUGGCAAACGAAAUCCGAUUUUCAUGUCGUGAUUUACAGCGGAUCCACCAUCCUCAUAAACUAGUAGGUCAUAUUGCUGGAGCCGAGGGUGAAUAUGGACAAUGGAGUAAAAAGUGUCCAAAAGGGUCGGCAAUAUGUGGGAUUCAAACUCGAAUAGAGGGUCAUCUAUCAAAGGGCGAUAACACUGCUUUAAAUGACGUUCGUUUCUUCUGUUGUGACUUUAUCUUAAAGUGAAAAUAGAAUGUUUCACGUUCUGUACAAUUUUAAUUACAAUUUUGUACUUGUAACAGAACAGAGAUUUUUCCGGUUCCGUGGAAGUUACAACGAAGUACGGCGUGAUUUGUUAGCAUUCACAUUCAUAAAUAUGAGUUUGACUUUCUUUCCGUUUUGGUUUUCUGGUGUCAGGGUUUUAACAUUUAUGAAGUUGUUUUACAAAAGGGAUUAAUUCUUUGUAAAAGUGAUGCUAUGCGAAGAUGCACCACAAACAAAUGAGUUUAUAUGCGCAUUUAAAUGUGCAUAAACAUUUUGCAUGUGUGUAUGUGUGUUUAGUUUAUGUUUGGUAUUUUAUGCUUUUGAUGAAGUUAACUUACGCCCAUGCAGACGUAUAACUGUUCCUGAGAGUUUAGAUAUACAUGUAUUUCACAUACUAGUAUUGUGUUUUCAUAUGUCAAGUUAAACUGUAAUGUCCUGAAUAAAAAAAUGACAACACGGGCAGAAGUUCAGGAAGUUCUAGUUAGCCCACCAUCAUCAGAUGGUGGGCUAUUCAAAUCACUCUGCGUCCGUGGUCCGUCGUCCUUCCGUCCGUCCGUCCGUUAACAAUUUCUCGUUAUCGCAUCUCCUCAGAAACUACCAGGGGGAUUUUGACCAAACUUUGUCAGAAUGAUGUAUUGGUAUCCUAGUUGUGUCCCCCUGAAAAUCAGACUGGUUCAAUAUUUUUUAGUGAGUUAUGGCCCUUUGUUUAUUUCUAUAAUUUACAUAGAUUUAUAUAGGGAAAAACUUUGAAAAUCUUCUUGUCAAAAACCACAGAGCCUAGGGCUUUGGUAUUUGGUAUGAAGCAUCAUCUAGUGGUCCUCUACCUAGAUUGUUCAAAUUAUUUCCCUGGGGUCAAAUAUGGCACCACCCUGAGGGUCACAUGGUUUACAUAGACUUAUAUAGGGAAAAACUUUGAAAAUCUUCUUGUCCAAACUACAAAGCCUAGGGAUUUGAUAUUUGUAAUGUAGCAUCAUCUAGUGGUUUUCUACCGAGUUUGUUCAAAUUAUCCCCCUAGGGUCAAAUAUGGCCCCGCCCCAGGGGUCACAUUGUUUAUAUAGACUUAUAUAGGGAAAAACUUUGAAAAACCUCUUGUCCAAAACCACAGGGCCUAGGGCUUUGAUAUUUUGUAUGUGACAUCAUCUAGUGGUCCUCCACUAAGAUUAUUGAAAUUAUCCCCCUAGGAUCAAAUAUAGCCCCGCCCUGGGGGUCACAUGGUUUACAUAGACUUAUAUAGGGAAAAACUUUGAAAAUCUUCUUGUUCAAACCACAAAGCCUAGGGCUUUGAUAUUUGUAAUGUAGCAUCAUCAAGUGGUUCUCUACCAAGUUUAUUAAAAUUAUUCCCCUAGGGUUAAAUAUGGCCCCGCCCCAGGGGUCACAUGGUUCAUAUAGACUUAUAUAGGGAAACACUUCUUUUUGUCGAUAACCUACAACAUUCAAAUUUGGACCACAUGUAUAGUUUUGAGAAGCAAGAUGAACCUUGAUAUGAGUUGACCUUGAUCUUGACCUAGUGAUCUACUUCCACAUUUCUGUAGCUACAGCCUUCAAAUUUGGACUGCCUGCAUAGGUUUGUGUCCCGAAACAAACUUUGACCUUGACAUUGACCUAGUGACCUACUUUCACAUUUUUGAAGGUACAGGCUUCAAAUUUGGACCACAUGCGUAGUUUUGUGUUCCGAAAUGAAAUUUGACCUUGAUUUUGACCUAGUGACCUUCUUCCACAUGUUUCAAGCUACAGCCUUCAAAUAUGGACCGCAUGCAUAGUUUUGUGUACCGAAAUGAACUUUGAUCUUGAGAUUGACCUAGUGACCUACUUUCACAUUUGUGAAGCUACAGGCUUCAAAUUUGGACCACAUGCAUAUUUUUGUGUUCUGAAUUGAAAUGUGACAUUGAUUUUUACCUAGUACCUACUUUCACAUUUCUCAAGCUACAGCCUCCAAAUUUGAAGCACAUGCAUAGUUUUGUGUAACAAAAUGAACUUUGACCUUGAAAUUGAUCUAGUGACCUACUUUAAUAUUUCUCAAGCUACAGCUUUCAAAUUUGAAACACAUGCAUGGACCACAUGCACAGUGUUCUGUACCGAAAUGAAAUUUACCCUGAUUUUGACCUUGAGCUAGUCUUGAAAUUUGGAACAUUCAAAAAAUGGCUCAAUGGUGGGCGCCAAGAUCACUCUGUGAUCUCUUGUUGAUGAACAAAAUGGUUUUCGAAAGAAACGUAGCUCAGUUGACCAUUUUUUAUGUUCUACCAAUAUUAUUGAAACACGUCACAAGUUGAAGUUUACAUUUUGUACGUUCAUUGAUUUCAAAAAUUAAUAGAUGUAAACUUCUGAAGAAAUUAGACAAUACAAUAGGUUUAUCUGGAAAAUUAUUAAAAUCUGUAAGAUCCCUAUGUAGUACUGUUUUGUCUUGUGUAAGACUUAAUGGAUUAUGUAUUGAUUGGUUCAAUGGCUCAUGUGGAUUGAGACAAGGUUGUGUCUAUCACCCCUUCUGUUAAUUUCUGCAUCAACGCCUUGGCUACAUAUUUGAAGUCAUUUAAUACAGGAAUAGCUUUUGGUGAAGAAAUAAUAUGUAUUUAUAAUAAUAAUAAUAAUAAAGCCUUUAUUUAACGAGGAAAACUCAUUUGACGAACAACAUCAAUCUUCCAUGAGGCCCUCAAAACAAUACAUAACAUAUACAUCUAAAAUAUUUACAUGGUACAUUGUAACAUAUAGAAGACAGACAAGUGCAUUUAAUACCAGUAUUUUGUUUAUACUGUAACUAUACGAAGUGCAAUAUUAGAAAUAUUAAGUAUUAUGAUUGUGUGUUGUGCCAAGCUAUAUAUAGUGAUUUGAACUGCCCUACUGAUGAUACUCUUUUUAUAUGACUUGGUAAGGAAUUCCAGAUAGUAGCACAGAAUAUGUAAAACUUGUUUUAAAUAGUUCAGUUUUCGGUCGAGGAAGGUAUUUAACUCUGUGCUGAUGAUAUUGUCUUAUUAGCUGAAACCGAACAUGACUUACAGUUUUUAUUAGACUGCCUUAAUGACUGGUGUUGUUCAAUAGAAUUGAGUUUCACUGGGGUGUAAAAAAUCAUAAGAUUUUGUUGAUAGUUAUUCUUAUUUUGGUCUUGUAUUAAAUGAACAUUUAAACUAUAACAUAACACUUAAAGCUGUAACCCGCAUUAGGUCUUUUAAUUGCUGUGGAGGUUUUACAUAGGAUAUUAAUAAAUAUUGUAUGAUUCUUUAGUCAAUGAUUAUGGUUCAUCUAUCUAGGGUAAAAAGAAAUCAUACUCUUGUGUGAAUGCUGUUCAAAAAGGCAACGCGUUUCUUCCUUGGAGUCAGGAGAUACACCUCAAAUGUAGCUGUAAAUGGUGAAAUGGGAUGGGAUCCCCCAGCUGUACGACAAUGGAAAUCUGUUUGCAAUUUCUGGGCUAGUAUUUCUUCAUCCUAGAAUUGAUAAACGUGUCACACAAUGGGCAAAUGUUAAGUCGAGUAAUAGAUGUAAGAACUGGUUUCAUAGUGUUAAGUCGUAUUUGGUUAGUCUAGAUCUGAAUCACGACUGUUGUAUUGAUACUUCAAUACCUAAACAUAUUUUUAUAGCAACAAUUUAGGCAACGUCUAUGCGUAUGUAUGUUAAUGAUUGGAAGCCCAGAUUGAAUCAGGUAAAUAGUACCAGAAAUAGAGAUAGAUAAAAGUUGUGCACCAAUUCACUGUUUAAAUCUGAAUUUAGUAUAGAACAGCAUUGUAAAAUUAUACUUCCAAAUAGUCAUAGUAAAUUCUGCUGUGGUGCGGCACCAUUGAGAAUUGAAACGCGGCGUUUUGGAGGUAUAGAUAUUGGAAACAGAAAAUGUCAUUUUUGUGAUAAUUUAGAAGAUGGAAAACGUACACUUUUGCAUGGAUUGCCACAGUCAUGUACUAUGACGUUAAAGUUGACUUGUUUAACAAAGCCUGUUUUUAUAAAUCAAUUUUUUUUGUAUUAUAUCAAAACAAGAUCAGAUAAAGGAAAUAUGUUCCAACCCAGUAUUGAUAAGAGAUAGUACAAGAGCCUGUUUCAAUAUUUUAAAAGAAAGAUCUUUUAAACUACGUUGAUAAUGUACGGUCAUCUUUUACUCUCUUUGACAGAAUAUAAGAUUUAUUUCACACUAUGUACAUAAUGUACCUUCGUCUUGUUUUCUCUUUUAAAGUUUGAUAAAUGAUAAUCCUAGAAUGAUAUUGCUAAUCAGUUACUUUAUGAUUUGAUCAUAAAGGAUAUUUGUUAUUUUUUAUGUACCACUUUUUUGUUGUGCGCUUUUAGCGCCCGUUUACUAUUAAGUGUCUUAUUCUAAACAUUUUAAUGCAGUAUUCAAACCUUGGAUUAGCAGUAACAAUCUAGUAUUUGGGAUAUGUAUGACCGUUAUUCAUACAGUAAUGUAAAUGUCAAUCAAUAGUUCAUUAAAGGUCUCUUGUAAUUCAUUUACGAAUGACACUAUACUUUAGUUAAACAUGUUAAUUUUAAGCAUGACAUGUUUUAAUAUGAUAACAUGUUUUAAUUUCAUGUAUAUUGUACACUGAUCAUCAUAAUUAAAUAUAUAUGUCCAACGUGUCGAAUGGGA
Molecule: messenger RNA, 5573 nt
Organism: Mercenaria mercenaria
Lineage: Eukaryota; Metazoa; Mollusca; Bivalvia; Venerida; Veneridae
Product: vitelline membrane outer layer protein 1 homolog
Exons: 6
Coding region: 137-994 (285 amino acids)
Source: RefSeq, a predicted model, not a curated record